AUGCUCGAAACUUUCUUUGGUUUCAAGCAGCUCCCGCCUGAGCUCAGGGCUAGGAUCUGGAGGUUUGCUCUUCAUUCGGAGAGCCCUGGAGCACAUUUCUUUCGCCUCUUCAACCAUAGCCGAUCUCAGACGAGCCGCUAUGGUAUCCUCCUGAGCAACUGGCCCAUGGAUCACUACCUACUACUUCCGAGGUGGCCCAUCGGUCCCAUCUCAAACACCUCAAGUGAUUUAAGAGAUGGAAAGGAUUUUUGUUUUGAUGGCAACCCUUCUUCUUACGUGACCCUUUUGAGUCUCAGGGUGACCUGCAGAGAGUCUCGUUACGCUGCUUGCCUCCAUGAAAGACAGUCACGAAGCGACAUUCGCAACAGUCCAGCCCACGCCCCAGCUUGCACCACUGCAGGCCAUCUCACGCCUUAUUCCUCAGCCUCUGUAGGAAUUGACGAAACGAAACAAUGGAAGAUUACGUGCAAUCCAGAAGACCUCGUCAUCUUUCAGCGUCACCCUCUAGAGCCAAAAUCACUCUCCCCAUGCACGAAGGGACCUGGUGCAGGCUUAGAGGAAUGGGGCCUAGGAAUGCGGCACGUUGGCUGGGAAUAUCAUACAGACUGGCUCUCCGAGAGGAGGAAAUAUCCAUCCGCUGACAUACUGAAUCUUCUGUGUUCAUGCGCGUUGCGUGGCGCAAAGGUUGGCAAUCUAGAGGCAAUAUGGAUUGUCAACUACAAGAUUAAACGAAAGCAGUGGGUACCCUCGAAGGAACAGGUAAAUAAACCCGUUAUGGAUGUGUUUCAGAUGGAUAGAUAUCGCCUCGUAGAAGUAGACUACAAAGACUGGCGCAAAUUGCCACGAGAAGAGGCUACAUGGGAAGAAGUUUUAGACAAUCCAGAUGAGGACGCAACACACAACUUCCUACCGUUCGUCAAUUUCCUCCAGGACUUGAUUCUACUUCUGAUUGGCCGUCAAGCUCUUCCACAGCAAACUAUUCGAGUCAGGAUCUUAGCAUGCGAAGCAUGCUGA
Molecule: messenger RNA, 1014 nt
Organism: Fusarium proliferatum ET1
Lineage: Eukaryota; Fungi; Ascomycota; Sordariomycetes; Hypocreales; Nectriaceae
Exons: 1
Coding region: 1-1014 (337 amino acids)
Source: RefSeq, a predicted model, not a curated record